AUUACAUAAGAAGACUAUCAAGAAUCUAAGCGAUAAUCAUAAAGAAGUCAUCAAGAAUUUAAGCGAUAACCAAACAAAGGUGGUGAUAGAGUUGAGUGGGAAUUAUGCUGAUGUCGUAAAAACUAUGAAUAAUAAUGAGGUAAAAAAAUCAAAAGAUACGCAUGAUGCAUAUGGAAAGGUUAUUGACACUAUGCAAACUAACUAUAACAAGAAGUUGCAGAGUCAGAAUGAUUUGAUCAAGAUGCUGGCCGUUAGUAAUAUUAAUAUGACGAAUAAGUUGUUAGACCAUGUAACUAGUACUAAUAAGGCAAAAAAUGCCUCAGAGAUAAUAUGGUAA
Dentiscutata heterogama is the source of this 337-nucleotide messenger RNA. The record is from the annotation of a GenBank genome assembly. Lineage: Eukaryota; Fungi; Glomeromycota; Glomeromycetes; Diversisporales; Gigasporaceae.